AUGUCUGGAACGUGGGCUAACGAAAUUGAACCUGAGUAUGUGCCGUAUUACAGCGGCUAUGGAGAUUAUGACAUGUCUCAUACAGGUGAUCCGCGCCAGGAUCUGGAAUAUGAGCGACAGUAUGCUUCUAGCUACAUCGUGCCAGAGGUGAUCAAGAACUUUCUGCUGUACUUCCAGAAGUACAUCAACCAGCAAGAUCUGCCUGAGAUUCAGAAUUCUUAUGAAAAUGGAUUCAACAAACUGACUGACCGUUUCUUCAAGACAAGUGCAUGGCCUGAGGCAGAAUCUGUAAUUCCUAUUGUUGGCAAUGAUAAACGCUUUCUGAUCCUGUACAAGGAGCUGUACUAUCGGCAUGUGUAUGCCAGAGUCUCUGGAGGGCCAACGUUGCAGCAACGAUUUGACUCUUACUACAACUACUGCAAUCUGUUCAACUACAUUCUGAAUGCAGAGGGACCUGUGCCUCUAGAGCUGCCUGACCAGUGGCUGUGGGACAUCAUUGAUGAGUUCAUUUAUCAGUUCCAGGCAUUCAGCAUUUUCCGCCACAAGUCAAUCAACAAGAAGACAGAAAAUGAGAUUGAAGUUCUGAGAACCAACCCAAAGAUAUGGAACGUGCACAGUGUCCUGAAUGUGCUGCACUCCCUGGUUGAGAAGUCAAAUAUCAACAAACAGCUGGAGGUGUACACAAGUGGAGGUGACCCUGACAGUGUUGCUGGAGAGUUUGGCAGGCACUCCCUCUAUAAAAUGCUGGGCUACUUCAGUCUGGUGGGCCUGCUGAGACUGCACUCUCUACUGGGUGAUUAUUAUCAGGCUCUGAAAGUGCUGGAAAACAUUGACUUCAACAAGAAGAGUCUGUACUCAAGGGUACCUGCCUGUCAGAUCACCACCUUCUACUAUGUGGGGUUUGCCUACAUGAUGAUGCGCCGCUACCAGGAUGCUAUUCGCACACUGUCCAACAUCUUGCUGUACAUACAGCGCACCAAGACCAUGUUCCAGAGUAGGGCUCAGUUGUAUGAUCAGAUCAGCAAGAUGAAUGACAAGAUGUACACACUGCUGUCUAUAUGUCUUGUGCUGUAUCCCAUGCGAAUUGAUGAGAGUGUGCACUCUCAUUUGAGAGAGAAGUACCAGGACAAGAUGAACAGAAUGCAGAAAGGAGAAAUGCAAGAAUUUGAAGCAUCAUUUGCUUUUGCUUGCCCCAAAUUCUUGUCACCAGUACCACCAAAUUAUGACUUGACUGGAGCGCAAACUCAGUUUAAGGAGCCCUUCCAGCUUCAGCUUUUGGUCUUCAAAGAUGAAGUGGAGCAGCAGAUUCAGAUUCCCACCAUUCGCAGUUACUUGAAGCUGUACACAACUUUGCCUAUUUCAAAGCUGGCUGCAUUCAUGGACAUGUCUGAUGACGAGCUGUGCACUCAUCUAAUGUGCUUCAAGCACAAGAUGAAGAACCUGGUCUGGAGUAAAGGAACCAGUGGACUUGAGGGAGAGUUCCAGUCAGCUUCAGAAGUGGAUUUCUACAUUGACAAGGAUAUGAUUCAUAUAGCUGACACUAAAGUAGCCAGAAGAUAUGGAGACUUCUUCAUCAGACAGUUUCACAAGUUUGACGAGAUAAUGCGAUCUCUGAAAGCUACAUAG
Messenger RNA from Candidula unifasciata, 1626 nucleotides. The record is from the annotation of a GenBank genome assembly. Lineage: Eukaryota; Metazoa; Mollusca; Gastropoda; Stylommatophora; Geomitridae.